GCGUUUAAACCUUCCUAUAAAUCACACGUUUGAAUAUUUACCGCAGUUAGUUAGAUUAGGGUGAUAUGUGAAUAAGGGAAAUUUGUAAACACAGUUUCGUGUUUCGUAUUUAAUACAAUGGCAAAAAUUAUAUCUGUUAUAAUAUGGAUAGGACUUUACAAUGGAUGCUUAAGUCAACGUUCAAAUUCAACAGACUCGUUACUAGACGAACGUGGUUUGGUUAUAACUACUUUGAAGAGAGACGACAGAACAUAUGCUCUAGUUCGCCAUGUUCCUAUCUAUCCUGGAUACGAGGAUUUCGACGGACAAAUUCCUGGAAUUAGAAUUACUUCUGAAGGCGGCAGAACACAUGUUCUUAGUAUUGACGUAGAGUUUAGGACUAGACAAUUUUAUAUGUAUGACUACCAUCUCGGGUCAAUACUCGUUGGCAGCGGAUACCACAAAGACCUUAAUGUAAGUGGCUUAAGUCUUGCCACAUUGCAUGCGGGCGUGUCCAAAGGUACGGUACAGUUAGCAGUUGACUGGCUGUCACACACCGUCUACUGGACUGAUUCACUGUUUAGAUGGAUUGUAGCAGUUCCUGGGGAAAAGCAAAAACUAGGGAAAGAUUAUUACAAAAUUAUUGUCGACUACCAUCUCGACGCUCCAGAUGGUAUAACAUUGGAUGCAUGGAAGGGACUCCUGUUCUGGUCAGACAAUGGAAAACACCCGAAGAUCGAGCGCUCAGACCUGAAAGGGCAAAAUCGCCACACAAUUAUUUCACAACACAUGGUGUCUCCACUGUCAAUAGAAGCAGAUAUAUAUGGCAAUAGAAUUUACUGGAUUGAUUCAUACACAGAAUCCAUUUUAUCGGCAACAUACGACGGAAGUGAUAUAAAACUGAUAACACGAACGCCAAGAUCGGUCUAUUUUGAUUUAGCAAUUUACAAGGAUGUCGUCUACGUUACUGACAUCCGGAAUGACAACCUGUACACAUUUAAUAAAACAACUGGCAGUAUAGAGUCAUCAGUUUUGAACCUUUCUCCUCCAGAAACAAUUUACGGUGUAGCUACAUAUGGCGAAUAUAACCAACCUCUUAAAGACUCAGAUUAUUGUGAUACGAAAAAAUGUGACCACCUUUGCAUAUCCGAAGUUAAUACUGCCACGUGCGUAUGUUCAGAGGGAUACAAGAAAAACACAACGACUGGGGCCUGUCAGGAAUCUUUUGCCAAUUUCCACAAAGCAAUUGUCAUUGCAAAUUCGACACAUAUUUGCAUGUGGGACAUCCGAUCGUUUGCCACGCAUGCUUAUGUUUUAGUAUGUAAGUUUACUGUCAUUGGAUUGCCUGAUCCUACUCCGACGGCAUCUGUUUCAUCAACGCCACCACCGCUACCAACAGCAUCACCUAGAGAUAUGAUCAAACUGUUCGAUCUGGACAUUGAAAACAGAAAUGUCUUUAUUGCCACUGCGGGCAACAAGUUAUAUAAAAGACCAGUAGAUUUGCCGAUAGAAAACGAUGCCAAAGAAGUGAUAGCUCAAGCAGCUGGAGUGAUAAGUGGCUUGGCAUAUGACACCAGUUACUCUACAAACUUAUACUGGUCUGAAUCAAGCACAGGCAACAUUUGGUUCGUGGAUGUCGAUACAAAAUCUACUAGAAGGGUUUCGAUAGAUGCAAAACUAACUCUAGUAAAACCAAGAAAUCUUAUCAUUCUAUCAACACUACGACGGCUAGCGUGGGUGGCAGGCAAUCAAGGAAAUGAAUCUAUACAGACAAUGACUGUUGAUGGAACGGAUCUAAGGACAGUUGUCACAGGAUUAGCGGAUGUAACCUCUCUUAUUUAUGAUAAUGAGGCACGGUUGUUUUACUUUAUAGCGAACGGAAGUGUACACCAGUUAUCUUUGAAUGGAUCUGAUCAACUGGCUGCAGUUCUUGAAGACAAAACUGCUUACUUGCUUCUCCACUAUAACAAUUAUUUAGCUUGGGUGUACACUGACCCGAGGUACGGCAACGUUUGGAAGUCUAAAAACUAUGGUACAGACACAACAGGAGUGCAUGUCAUUCUUAGUAACACAUCAUCGCUGUUAGUAGACAUGAAAGUGCUUGAUAUAAAACCGAAACUCGCCGAAGCAGCAAAUCCUUGUGCAUAUAUGAAUGGCGGCUGCGAACAGAUCUGUAUACCUAAGUAUUCUGGAGAUAUUAUGGUCAAAGUUUGUGAAUGCAGUAUUGGCUUUAAGCUUGACACUGACAAAGUUAGCUGUCGUUCAGAUGUUGCCACAGACAACUUUAUUUUGGUGUCAGAUUGGACCCAUAAUACUUUGAACCAGAUACAUCUGCAGACCCAAGAAAUCAAUGCGAUAGUUAACAUGGACAAUGACAUAUAUAUGGGUGUUUACUUUGAUACGAACACAAAGAGAAUUAUUUGGUCAGAAUAUAAACAGAGUACGAUUUCAAGCUCGGAAUUGGACGGGAGUGACCAACAAACAAUUGGCAAUAUAGGUAAUUCCUAUCCAUAUAGGAUGGACAAAGAUAUGACCACAGGAAAUCUGUACUAUACAACAACCUCACACUCUAAUCCACAUAUUGGUGUGCUUACACCUUCUGGGGCAAAUGUUUGGCUGAAGAAGGAUUUUACUGAAGAAACGCUUGGAGACAUUGUUGUUCAUCCAGGGAAAGGUUGGAUGUUUUACACAGUCAUUCACUCCAUAUCCUACGUAGCUCGUGCAAAUAUGGACGGUACAAAUGAAGUAAGAAUAAUUUUAGGAGACCAUGUUUCUGUCCCAGAUGGUUUAGCCAUAGACUUCACUCGUGACCAUCUCUACUGGUCAGAUGCCCAUAAUGAUACGAUACAACGUUGUAAUUUUGAUGGCAACUCAUGCGUUACCAUAGUAAACAAAACAGGCACUUUUCAACCUGAGGAAAUCAGAGACUUGGUUACAGACGGAAAAUAUCUGUAUUACUCCGCCUACAUAAAAGACCAUGUUGUACGAGUUGAUUUGAUGGAACCCUACAACACCACAAUAGUUGGUCAGAACCCUAGUUUAGGGAAACUUGACACAAUGGCCUUAUAUAUCAGUUCAAAUAGGAAUAUACAAAAUGUGAGCAAAGCUUGCCAAGCUCGGGAGGGGCUUGGCAAUUGCAGUUCGAUAUGUUUUCCAACGGAAACUGGGAGGACAUGUGCUUGUAAAGAUGACAUACCACUUAAACCUGACGGAAGGACUUGCUCCAUUAGUGACAAAUGCGCAGAUAUUAUUCGUCAGAGGGUCCAAACUGCAGCAGGAAGUGAAGACAUUGUCAUAGAAAUAGACAGAAAUUGUAUCCGUCAGCUGGACGAUAAAUGCGAGUAUCGUUGCCCGGACUUUUUCGCUCCUAACGAAAACUUAAAAAUCAAAUCAAAUCAACUCACCUGCACGAACAUUGGAUGGGAUAGACAGAGGGAGCCUCUUUGUAAAGAAUUAGUAUGCUCUAAGAGUUCAUUGUUAAAUGGUAUCUUCGUUGGAUCAUGUAGUCAGAGGCCUGGUAGUAUGUGUAUGUUUAAGUGUAACCAAGGUUACACCAAUACAACAGACAUGGUUUUAUGUAACGAAAACCUGAACUGGACACCAACUGAAUAUUGCACUGCAACAAUUUCUGUGUCUCAAGCACAGACAUCCGGUUUGCCAGUGGCUGGAGUUGCUGUCGGCAUAGUUCUACUCAUCCUUGUAAUUGUCGCCCUUGUUGUUGUCAUCGUGUUCCUACUUCGCAGGUAUGUAGUUUCUUUGAUUUCUUUACUGGGGAUGACAACUUUGAAAAAACUUCAUUUUCUUUUUAAUCCAUUCUCAUCACGGUGUGUAUUUCUAAAUCGACUGUGUAUUUCUAACUGGACCUGAGUUUUUACUUCCACC
This is a messenger RNA of Mercenaria mercenaria, 3861 nucleotides long. RefSeq names its product low-density lipoprotein receptor-related protein 4-like. Bases 118 to 3846 code for a protein of 1242 amino acids. Lineage: Eukaryota; Metazoa; Mollusca; Bivalvia; Venerida; Veneridae. The record is from RefSeq and is a predicted model, not a curated record. Gene Ontology annotation, molecular function: calcium ion binding. The transcript has 22 exons.